Molecule: messenger RNA, 270 nt
Organism: Plasmodium inui San Antonio 1
Lineage: Eukaryota; Apicomplexa; Aconoidasida; Haemosporida; Plasmodiidae
Exons: 2
Coding region: 1-270 (89 amino acids)
Source: RefSeq, a predicted model, not a curated record
AUGAUAAAACAUACACCGGAGGAAUGCAACAAGCGAGAGGAUACUACUGAGAAUAUUAGAACAUCAAAGAACACCCUCACAAAAAGGAUGGGGCAGGAAAACGCAUUCACAACAAUAAGCUUCCACAGGAAGGCAUCAACACAGUUAAACACAAUAACAGUCUUUUCAAUCAUAUGCGACAUGCAAUUAGAGUUCAAUAAGAAAUUAGAACUCAUAUUAUACUACUUCAAAUUCUACAAUCCAUUAUUCCCCCUAUAUAUGAAUAGAUAA